AUGUAUCGAUCCAAGAAAUCCGGUGGGCGCCCUGCAUCUUCCGCCAUGGCCUCGGAGGACUCGGUUGGCGAGAUACAAGGGGGGAUUACACCGGAUGCAACCUCGGACGUUGCUACUGCAGCGACCGUCAUGGCCUUCAAGGCGCGACUGAUGGCCCCUUUUAUGUUGUACGAUCGGAAGCUCCGCCAGGUGGUGUCGAAUCCCGCACACGACCGCCAUUACCGCUCAGAAGUGUCUCGUGUGCAGGGCGUCGUACUUCGCGAACUUCGGCAUGCGCUUGAACAGGAAACUAGCACUACCCCCAAAGAAAUGCUUUAUGCGGUACAAAAAGCUGUCAUGCUUGCAUAUGCCUCGUGUGCUGUGUCCAGAGAUACGGAUGCGCUUGUGCCACUGAGCUCGGAUGAGGAGGCGACGGGUUUUGGGACGCGACUAGAGAGCUUUUUUGGAGAACGAAACGCCUCUGCUAAGGCUGUGGCCUCGCUUGCAGCUGUACUCGCGACUGGUAUUGUGCGUGAUAUUUACAAGGAGGCCUGCAAUCGCCUUGAAGCAAGGCUGACAUUGGAGGGGCAGUCUCACAUAGAGAAGUCACGUACAAAGGAGAGAAAUCUCGCCCUGGAAGCCACAAGAAAGAACACACAGGAUCUUAUGCAACUUCGAGGGGCGUUGGUGACGGCGUUUGAGGCCAUCAACACGCCUUUCAAUGAAAAUGGCAUCACCCCACUGCCAAGCAGCGCCACGGUGGAUGAGACAACGGCGGUGCUCACGGUUGAGUCAUAUUACAAUCUUUUAGGUUGGGUGCUUAUGAUGCAGCCGGAACGUCUUGGCCUAAUGGCAGUCCAUUCCACACCGACGCUUUACCAGGAGCCGCAGGCGGCAGAGAAGUUAUUCGCUAAAGUGACCUUGUAUGAUCCUCUGACUGGCAGGAUUGUGAUUGAGCGCACGAAUGCUGCCUCCAAGUGGGGUAUAAUGCUAAAUGCAUCAGGCGCCUUGGUUGGUGUGGAAAAUGCACUGCGAAACGCCACGGCUGCAGGGGGUGCGUUGUAUCAUGCUCUUCAGCAAAGAAAGACGGGUCUGCCUAUUUUUGACAUCGACGACACUCACAUUGACGGUGCCGAGGGAGAGGAAACGGAGGGGAACGAGGACGCAGAGUUGGCCCGCGCCAACACAAAGGCCGUUCGUUUAGAAAAUAUACGAAAGACACUUCAGCAGUCAGGUUGUGUUAUUUCACUACGUGUGGCAAAGGUGACAACACUGGGUGAGCCACAGGAAAUUGCGUUUGAUAUCAUCCCACAGGGAGGGGAAGACGCUGCUGGACAGCAAGCAGCACUCAUUUUGAAGCGGCCAUCCACCGACGUGCAGUGGCAACUUCAGAUGCAGGUGCAUGCCGAGAGCGUCUUUCUUCUGGAGGGAUUUGCCGCGUCUCUGCCGCUUUCCAAGGCGGCCAAAAAGUUUCUCUCUACUCAUUGCGGACAUCUAGUCAUUAUGCAAGUUAAUGGGUGCGACGCGACGCAUGGUGACCUUAUUAUGGACGUGAUUCGCAGUUCCUUGUACCUGGUACUGCGGCUGCGGGUUGUGAGCGAUGUGGAGAAGCUUGUGUCAGAUGCAACCACCAAACAAGAAGUUGAAGCGAUAGAAGCAAGGUGGCAAACAGAAGAGGCGCUGGAGGCUGUACCAGGUGCGGCAGUUUCCCACGAAGAACGUGAAAUAGCGGAGGAUGAGGAAGCUGAAGUGGCCCAACACCGAGCACUAUUGGAGGAGCACAACAUUCACCCGGACGAACCCCUACCGGAGGUUAAUGAAGCGGAGGGGGCGUCACUGCCCAAGAAGAAGGGUCGCCCGAAGAAGUUAAACGCGGAGGAGGAUGCAAUGCGGGAAUCGGAACUACCAGAGGAGGUGAAGGAGGCUCCCACAGCUGUGCCGGAGCUGGAGCUGGAGCUGGAGGGGACGUCACUGCCCAAGAAGAAGGGCCAGCCUCAUGGUGAGGUGGCUUUCAAAAAGGGUGCGCGUGGCAGAAAGAAAAAGCUCUCGCAAAGGGCUCUGCGAGAAGCUAAGAGGAAGGCCAAGGAAGAAAAAAGGAAGAAACGGCAAGAAAUGAAGAGUCAGAGUGAGAAGAAGGAGGUGACGGAGGCGAUGAACGUCAAGGCAACUCCUUUUGAGAAGGUCGCAAAGGAGCAAGGAGUGCUGGAGACACCGCUUGUAAAUAUACAGUCCCAUUCAAAGUUGGCGGCGGAGGUGGAGAAGAAAACGCAACUCAAGAAGCCGGUAACACCAGCGGCAUUACAGUCAGCUGCGGCAGUUGAAGAAGCCCAGGCAGCUAGCAGCAAUGUCCCAUCGGUGUCCGCAGUUGAACUUAAUAACGCCCCUCCGCUUACCUUUGAAAACGCAGUUACUUUAGAUCGGUUUGACGGCUCUCACAUGGAGUUGCGUCGCCCGGAUUUGAAGACACCAUGGGACAUGAAAGUUUUUUUGGGCCCAGACAACUUGGUGCUCACACGCCUUCCACCCAUUUCGGCCUCCCUGAAGACGCAUCCGUUUUUGAAGUCGUUGCGACCGGACAUGGAUGGCCGUAUACACUGGCUUGUGGAUGGGGUGAACGGGACGGAUCUCACGACAGCAAGCAAGGCGCUGCGAGCCAAGGCGUUGGAGUCUAUUAAGAAGACGAACAAAAUCUCACUUCUCCUUCGACCACUUACAAAGUAG
This is a messenger RNA of Trypanosoma rangeli, 2700 nucleotides long. RefSeq lists its product as uncharacterized. NCBI's taxonomy places the organism in Eukaryota, Euglenozoa, Kinetoplastea, Trypanosomatida, Trypanosomatidae. The transcript has a single exon. Bases 1 to 2700 code for a protein of 899 amino acids. The record is from RefSeq and is a predicted model, not a curated record.